UGGAGUGAUAAAGGAGAUCUUGAUGCUGGACUACCACAUGUUCCAGAUUCCAGUUUUUAGGUGUAUUUGGGCUAACAAAGGGAAUGGAGUGAAAGAGGAAGACGGUUUCACACUUGUCAAUCUCCAUAUGAACCAGUCAGCAUACUUAAAUGAUCCUUUCAUUUUGGCAUCGCAGGCUAAACAAGUUUUUUACUCUAGAGAAGAUGACAGCUCACCUUGGUAUGUUUGUAUGAGGGCGCCACCAAGAGGGUACCAUGAGCUAGAAACAGUAGAGGAGUUUGUUUCUGGACCAUUAUCAGUUCAGCCAAUUGAAGAUUUAGGAGAUCAAUCAUCUGACGACGAGAGUUUUUGUGUUAGGUCUGAUUGUGAAGGUGUUAUAGUAGAGGACUAAUUAAAACUUUAUUUUUGUUUCAGGUAAUCAAAAACAAUGAACCAAGUUACUGCAAUCCGUCGCAGUAAGCGCCAGGCAGGCCUUGAUGUCACUCCUGUAGUGUCAUUGAAGAAGAAGAAGAGAAACAAUAAGUCUAUCAUUGAAGAGAAUGAAAGAGACAAUGAAGAAGAGAGAAUAGAAGUGGCUACUGAAGGAGAUGAUGGUGUAGAGGAAGAAGAUAUUAAUGGAGAAGAAGAUAUUGAAGAACAAGAGAAUGGAGCAGAAGAUAAUGAAGAACAAGAUAAUGGUAUGUCUCAAGAGAAUGAAAGAGAGAAUGAAGUGGAAGAUCCAAUCCCUCCUUCCACAGCAGGUGCCUCUGAAACCCAGACAAACCAGUCAGACAACAAAAAGAGGAAGUCAAGAGGUCCAACUAGAAUGCGUAAAGUGGCAAAGAAUCUUGAGGAUAAGGUAGAAGUGGAGUUUAAUGCUCUUGGUGAGCAUGUUGGUAAGGGAUCAGUGACACUCUCCUCUUUCCUUGGUCCUCUAGUGAGAGAGCAUGUGCCUGUAUUGGUAGAUGAUUGGAGACAGCUUGAUCAAAGGACAAAAGACGUUAUGUGGGAAGAAAUUCAGGGGAGGUUCAAUUUAAAAGAAGAUUGGCAGAAAGAAGCAGUAUUUAGGCAAAUGGGUGGUCUGUGGAGGGCUGCCAAAUCCAAGCUUGUUACCAAAGUGAGAUCUGCUAAAAGCAAAGUUGCUCUACAGAAACUGAAGCCUAGCAACAUCCAAUGUACAUCAGCCUGAAACAGUUGGGUUAAGAACAAAUGCACAGCAGCUUUUAAGGUUAUUGUUUACACUCCUUUGAUUAAUUUCCU
Arabidopsis lyrata subsp. lyrata is the source of this 1239-nucleotide messenger RNA. RefSeq names its product DNA ligase 1-like. Lineage: Eukaryota; Viridiplantae; Streptophyta; Magnoliopsida; Brassicales; Brassicaceae. The record is from RefSeq and is a predicted model, not a curated record. Bases 428 to 1168 code for a protein of 246 amino acids. The transcript has 2 exons.